UUUCAUAAGGAUCAUGGCACUUCUUGAGCUGCUCUUGGUGGGUUUACUUUCUUUAGUAUCAUCUGUUUAUGGGAAUGGCGAGGGAUGGAGUAAUGCUCAUGCCACUUUUUAUGGUGGGGGUGAUGCCUCUGGUACAAUGGGUGGGGCUUGUGGGUAUGGGAAUCUAUACAGCCAGGGAUAUGGAACAAACACAGCGGCUCUGAGCACUGCACUUUUCAACAACGGGUUGAGCUGUGGAGCUUGUUUCCAGAUUAGGUGCGCCAGUGAUCUUAAGUGGUGCCUCCCUGGCUCAAUUGUGGUCACUGCCACUAACUUCUGUCCACCAAACAAUGCCCUCCCUAACAAUGCUGGUGGCUGGUGCAACCCUCCCCAGCAACAUUUUGACCUCUCUCAGCCUGUCUUUCAACGAAUUGCUCAAUACAGAGCUGGAAUAGUACCCGUGGCCUAUAGAAGGGUACCAUGCAGAAAGAAGGGAGGCAUCCGGUUCACAAUCAACGGCCAUUCUUACUUCAAUUUAGUCCUGAUAACAAAUGUUGGAGGUGCUGGGGAUGUUCAUGCUGUUUCCAUUAAAGGGUCAAAAACUGGUUGGCAACCCAUGUCGAGAAACUGGGGUCAAAAUUGGCAAAGCAACACUAAUCUCAAUGGACAAAGCCUCUCCUUUAAGGUUACAACGAGCGAUGGCCGCACUCUGGUAUCUAACAAUGUUGUCCCGGCGGGUUGGUCCUUCGGCCAAACUUUCAGUGGCCUACAAUUCUCUACCUGAAUUACACCAUCAAGUCAAAGCAGUUUCUAAGUAAAAAUAAUUCGUGUGAUAGUGUCAAUUUUGUUUUUGUUUUGGGGGGUGUGAAAAUGGCGAAGGGCUAAUUUAGAGAUGGCUCUUGUCGUUUAUAUUUGAUUACGGGGGGUUUCUGAUCUGCUGUGUUUUGAAUAGGCAGACGGAAACGGCGGCGGCGGGCAUGCACCACCCGCCACUUUUUGGCGAGUUUUAUAUAAUACAUUGGCAAAAUGUAAUCAGGCUGGCCUUUUUCAGAUGCGUCUUUAAUUAUGGUUCAGAGAUGUCAUGUCAUCAAUAACAAUAAAAUUAAAUUAUGUUCAA
Messenger RNA from Pistacia vera, 1096 nucleotides. Its product is annotated as expansin-A1-like. The transcript has 4 exons. The record is from RefSeq and is a predicted model, not a curated record. Gene Ontology annotation, cellular component: extracellular region. Lineage: Eukaryota; Viridiplantae; Streptophyta; Magnoliopsida; Sapindales; Anacardiaceae. The coding region runs from base 14 to 763 and encodes 249 amino acids. Gene Ontology annotation, biological process: plant-type cell wall organization.